AUGGGACAAACACCAAGCACUCCACUUUCCGACUGUCUCAACGCCGUCUGCAAUGGCCGCAACGACUGCGUCGCAUUUCCGGACCAUCCGCUUUACCAAGUAUCUUGGGUCAACCGAUAUAAUCUCGAUAUUCCGGUAGAGCCGAUCGCCGUAACGAGGCCGUAUAACGCUCAGGAUGUAUCAGAUUUUAUCAAAUGCGCCGUUGCGAAUAACGUCAAGGUCCAGCCGAAGUCCGGCGGCCAUUCCUAUGCAAAUUUCGGUGUUGGAGGACAAGAUGGCGAACUCGUCAUCGAUCUUGUAAAUCUUCAAGACUUUUCUAUGGAUACCAACACGUGGCAGGCUUCCAUCGGUGGAGGUACUAGGCUCUCUGAUGUGACCAAUAAGCUCCACGACAACGGCAAGCGAGCCAUUGCUCACGGAACGUGUCCCGGAGUUGGUAUUGGCGGUCAUGCCACCAUUGGUGGACUUGGUCCUGCGUCUCGCAUGUGGGGAUCAUGUCUCGACCACGUUAUCGAGGCAGAAGUAGUCACCGCAGAUGGCUCUAUUAAACGAGCUAACGAGAAGGAGAAUAGCGAUCUUUUCUUCGCAUUAAAAGGUGCAGGUGCAGGUUUCGGCGUCAUCACCGAGUUCGUCGUCAAGACGCACCCUGAGCCUGGUAACAUUGUGCAGUACUCAUUCUCACUAUCCCUUGACAAGCACGCCAACUUGAUAUCUGUAUUUCAACAAUGGCAGGAUCUCAUCUCGGAUCCCAACUUGGACCGACGAUUUGGUACCGAAUUUGUCAUGCAUGAGCUUGGUGCUAUCAUCACUGCCACAUUCUACGGCACCGAAGAAGAGUGGAAAGCUACUGGCAUUCCCGACAAGAUUCCUGUUGGAAAUGUAUCCGUAGUUGUCGACGACUGGCUAGCCGUCAUCGCUCAGCAGGCAGAGGACGCUGCUCUCUGGCUGUCGGAACUCCGCGUCGCAUUUUCUGCUAAGAGUUUAGCCUUCCGUGCUGAUGAGACACUAUCCUCGGAUACGAUCUCUAAACUUAUGAAUUACAUCGACGACGCGAAACGAGGCACGCUUAUUUGGUUCUUGAUCUUCGACGCUACUGGCGGUGCAAUCAGCGAUAUUCCCAUGAACGCGACAGCUUAUUCACACCGAGACAAGAUCAUGUUUGCUCAAGGAUACGGAAUUGGUAUUCCUACCUUGAACCAGAAUACAAAGGACUUCAUGAACGGCAUCAUGACCACGAUCAAGAGCGGUUCCUCGCAGGCUUUGACCACGUAUCCAGGGUACGUUGACCCGUCAUUAACAGAUGCUCAGGCAUCGUAUUGGGGCCCGAACUUGGAUGCUUUGGGGUCGAUUAAAUCGAAAUGGGAUCCGAACGAUUUAUUUCAUAACCCGCAGAGCGUGAGGCCGGCAGAAACUGAUUAG
Daldinia childiae is the source of this 1419-nucleotide messenger RNA. Its product is annotated as Tetrahydrocannabinolic acid synthase. The transcript is spliced from 5 exons. The record is from RefSeq and is a predicted model, not a curated record. Lineage: Eukaryota; Fungi; Ascomycota; Sordariomycetes; Xylariales; Hypoxylaceae. Bases 1 to 1419 code for a protein of 472 amino acids. Gene Ontology annotation, molecular function: oxidoreductase activity; FAD binding.